GUCACUCCAGAUGUGCUUAAAAACAGAGCCUCUGUGUGGAAGCCCAGUCCCCCAAUCCCAGAGAGACUUAGGUUAGGAGAGGUACCAACUUCUGUCCCACCCAGGAGGCAGUAUCCGCCUCCACCCUGUGGAGCCAGGGAGAGGCCCUUGCUGCCCUUCUAGACAAGAAAGGGCAGUGAGAACUCUGUCAUCCCACGGAGAAGAACUCAGGGCUCACCUGGAGCUCCCGAGGUCCCACAGGGAUAGAGGGUCAAUUUUUCUCCCUUCUGGAAGAUGCCCUGGGAGGUCCUGAUGCUGAUGCUGCUGCUGCUCUCCAGCACCCAGGCUACUGCAUCGUGCAGGUGGAACAGAGCUGCACUGUUCCCCGCUGCCCACCGGCCGAAGAGGUCCUUGUCUUUGCCACUGAACCCAAUCCUGCAGACCUCCCUGGAGGAUGUGGAACUCCUCUAUGAGCUCUUGCUGGCUGAAAUUGAGAUCAGUCCAGACCUGAAGAUCUCCAUCAAGGACGAGGAGCUGGCUUCCCUGAGGAAGGCCUUGAACUUCCACUCAAUCUGCAACAAUAUCAUCCCCAAGCACAUCCCAGAUAUCCGCAGGUUGAGUGCCAACCUGGCCAACCACCCUGGAAUCCUCAAGAAAGAAGACUUUGAAAGGCUAGCACUGACCCUGGCUUACUCAGCCUACAGGACAGCCUUGUCGGAAGGGCAUCAGAAGGACAUCUGGGCCCAGGCCCUCAUUAGCCUCUUCCAGGCCCUGAGGCAUGACUUGAUGAGGUCCUCUGGCCCUGGAGUGUCUUCCUGAGAGACUGGCCCAUGCCAGGACCUUGAAGCAGGGACAGACACACACAGUCUUCCAGAACACUCAUCCUCUACUCUGCUUACAGAGACUGUGAAGAAAGUGUGUACUGCCCACACAGAAUAGCAAAGAUAAAUGAGUCAUCAUAAUA
This is a messenger RNA of Peromyscus californicus insignis, 943 nucleotides long. RefSeq names its product family with sequence similarity 180 member A (gene Fam180a). The record is from RefSeq and is a predicted model, not a curated record. Lineage: Eukaryota; Metazoa; Chordata; Mammalia; Rodentia; Cricetidae. The transcript is spliced from 3 exons. The coding region runs from base 274 to 798 and encodes 174 amino acids.